AUGAAGUUCUGCUGCAGGGCACAGGGCACCGGGCCAUUAGAUGUGACUCCUGAAGGAAGGCCUGGAGAAGCAUCAGAAGUGCAGCAUCGUAAGCAGGUCUGUCACUGGCCCUGUAGAUGUCCGCAGAAGCCCAGUUGCCCUCCUGGAGUGAGCUUGGUGAGGGAUGGCUGUGGAUGCUGUAAAAUCUGUGCCAAGCAACCAGGGGACAUCUGCAAUGAAGCUGACCUCUGCGAUCCACACAAAGGACUGUACUGUGACUACUCAGCAGACAGGCCUAGGUACGAGACCGGAGUGUGUGCAUACCUUGUGGCUGUGGGAUGCGAGUUCAACAGGGUACAUUAUCAUAAUGGCCAAGUGUUUCAGCCCAACCCCCUGUUUAGCUGCCUCUGUGUGAGUGGGGCCAUUGGAUGCACCCCUUUGUUCAUACCAAAGCUGGCUGACAGUCACUGCUCUGGGGCUAAAGGUGGAAAGAAGUCUGAUCAACCAAACUGUGGCCUGGGACCAUUGCAACAGCAGCUCUCAACAGCCUACAAAACAAUGCCAGCUUAUAGGAAUCUCCCACUUAUUUGGAAAAGAAAAUGUCUUAUUCAAGCUACAAAGUGGACCCCUUGCUCCAGAACAUGUGGGAUGGGAAUUUCUAACAGGGUAACCAAUGAAAAUAACAAGUGCCAACUGAGAACAGAGAAAAGACUGUGCUAUAUUCAGCCUUGUGACAGUAAUAUAUUAAAGACAGUACAGAUCCCCAAAGGAAAAACGUGCCAACCUACUUUCCAACUCUUCAAAGCUGAAAAAUUCGUCCUUUCUGGAUGUUCAAGCACCCAGAGUUAUAAACCCACUUUCUGUGGACUAUGCAUGGAUAAGAGAUGCUGUGUUCCUAAUAAGUCUAAGAUGAUUACCAUUCAAUUUGAUUGCCCAAAUGAAGGGUCAUUUAAAUGGAAGAUGCUGUGGGUCACAUCUUGUGUAUGUCAGAGAAACUGCAGAGAUUCUGGAGAUAUAUUUUCUGAGCUCAAGAUUCUCUAAAGCCAAGCACAUGGGGGAAAACUCAAGGUUAGUCAAUCAUGUCAUUACAUCAAAACGUUAG
Myotis brandtii (Brandt's bat) is the source of this 1081-nucleotide messenger RNA. RefSeq names its product WNT1 inducible signaling pathway protein 3 (gene CCN6). NCBI's taxonomy places the organism in Eukaryota, Metazoa, Chordata, Mammalia, Chiroptera, Vespertilionidae. Gene Ontology annotation, cellular component: extracellular matrix; extracellular region. Gene Ontology annotation, molecular function: heparin binding; integrin binding. Bases 1 to 1020 code for a protein of 339 amino acids. Gene Ontology annotation, biological process: signal transduction; cell adhesion. The transcript is spliced from 4 exons. The record is from RefSeq and is a predicted model, not a curated record.